UCCUACCCAAGAGAGCCGAAAGUGGCACACUUACACUUUCACAAGAAAUUACAUCGAGAAAGAAAUCAUUCAGUUUAUAUGUAGUAGACAAACAAACGCGAAUAAAGUAACAUGCUUGUGUGAUAGGUAUUCAAUCGUACUUAUUCUUACUUAUUUUGAAUAAUGCAAACGGUGCAUCAAGAUCACUGUAAAAAAUUGAGAGAUGAUUUAUCUACGCAAGAAACAAUUAAAUUGAUACAGGAAGACUGUACUUCAAUUUGUGAUGAUUCUUAUCAAGAAUUUGAAGAUCGCCAAACUUUGCCUCCGUUUUAUGAUGAGGAAAAAUUUAAAAAAGGACAGGAAUUCUACCACAAGCAUGUACUCGCAAUGUUUGUCGCAAAACUUUUUGGACUGCUCACCGUUAUAUCAACGCCUACAAUUUUAAAAAUUCUAACAUUCACAAAUAUGUCCAGUACCCCUUUAACAGCUUACAAACGAUAUUUGGCAACGGUUUACCACAUGUGUGUAUGGUACGAUAAUGACUUUAAACCGGGAUCAAAGUUGUGGGACUCAAUUAAUAAAGUUAAGAUGAUGCACUGCUCUGCCAGUAGACGACACUGUGUGGCAGGUGGGCAGCGAAUUUUACAAAGAGACAUGGGUAUAACGCAGUUUGGUUUCAUGGGAUUCGCAAUCUUAACGCCGGAAAAGGUUGGAAUUCACAAUGCGACCAGAGAAGAAUUGGAGAGCUUCAUUCAUCUAUGGAGAGUUAUCGGUUACAUCAUGGGCGCAGACGAUAAAUAUAACAUCUGUAAGGGUACACUAGAGGAAACGAGAGAAAUAUGUGAAGGAUUGGUUAACAACAUUUUCAUAGAUAAUGUAAAAACUAAAAAUGCCAACUAUCAACGGUUAGCCGAUGCCUUGGUCAAUGGAAUGUGGGCCAUGCAACCAUUUCUUGAACCGACUGCAUUUAAAACGUAUCUUGCCAAUCUUCUUAGCUCAGUCAGUAACAAUAAUCUAGAAAUUCCUACGGUACCAUUAAACUUGUUUCAAUACUUCAUUUUCUAUGGCCUGCAGGCGUACAUAUUUAGUUUACAAUUUCAUUACAUGAGGAUAUUCGCAAAUUUCCUACAAUACCUAUCGUUUUGGCUAAUGCACCAUUUCCCUUUCCUCGCAUUUUACAGUUACGGAUACAAAAAUUCGUUUGUUGCGAUUUUUAAGGAGAGACUAGGGAAACGAGGGUAGUUAAAGAGGCGCACUGUUAAUUGUGCAAUAUACAAUUUAGGUAUAUUACAAUAUGAACCUAACUAACACAGUAUUAGAUUUGCUCUUGCCACACUUAUACAACUAGAUGCAAUCUUGAAACGCGGACAAGCAACCCUGGUUUAUACUUUCGGGCUUAGGCAUCUCAUCGAUGGAACACUCCAAGGGAUUUGUAUAGAAAUACUCAUUGGUCAAUGCCUAGAAUAGGUAUUUUGUUAUACAGAUACACAAUGUUAAAAUAAAAUGGGUUAUUUUCAUAUUUUUUUGAACUUUAGUAAUCACUAUUUACAAAAAAAAGAAAAUAACCAAUCAUUAUUAUUGUUAAAUAAAAACUCCAAAAAGA
Molecule: messenger RNA, 1582 nt
Organism: Photinus pyralis (common eastern firefly)
Lineage: Eukaryota; Metazoa; Arthropoda; Insecta; Coleoptera; Lampyridae
Exons: 5
Coding region: 163-1221 (352 amino acids)
Molecular function (GO): oxidoreductase activity
Source: RefSeq, a predicted model, not a curated record